Molecule: messenger RNA, 672 nt
Organism: Fulvia fulva
Lineage: Eukaryota; Fungi; Ascomycota; Dothideomycetes; Mycosphaerellales; Mycosphaerellaceae
Exons: 2
Coding region: 1-672 (223 amino acids)
Source: RefSeq, a predicted model, not a curated record
AUGCCAGGCUAUCUCAAUAAAAGGCAUGUAGGCCCAGACAACAGGGUGGUCUCGUACCGAUUCUUCAGGCAUUUCGCCGAUUUCCUAGCCCAUAUACGCCAGCAUUUCUACCCCCUUUCCAUCGCAGAAGACGAUUUGAACUACUCCCUCAGACAUCAGCAGUACUGCCUGUGCAAGCUUCUGGGACAGUGGUGCGAUGACUUUCAAUAUCUUGCAGAAGAAUGUCUCAAGGCAGAAAGGGGGACACCUUCUCCAUCGUUAGACGACUUCAGGCUGGAUCGACACAUGAGGAAGAAGGUCUUAGGUGGCGACGGAUCUCGCCAGAUCAGUCCAUAUCUUCAGUGUGAAUUCAUCUGGUAUACCUUUUCGGCGAAGCUAACACUGGGGAGCCACCGCUUUGCUCCGGGAGUCAUAUGGCAGGUUGCCCUGGAGAGCUUGCAACGAGAAGUACCUACUCUGAGGGAGACUGUGGCAAAGUGGAACUUCGUCAGUAGGUACAGGAGGCUGAAGAACACUCUCUGGCUGCAUGAUGCCUUUAGACGGAAAUCGGAUCGUAUGAGGUCCGUUCGAGAAGGCAGGACACUGGAGAAGGUGGUAUACGGCAGAGCAAGGAGAGACAGUGUGAUUGGCAACGAGCGGUCGCUAGACGUAUGCACGAUCUUGGAAGGGUAA